CGACCUUUCCCUUUAUUUCAAUGAUAUGAGUUGAGAAACAGUAUUAAAGAAAGAAGUCUGAUUGGAGCUUCAGAAAGGCCUGCAAAGAGUUUUUUACUGCGUACAGGACUUCAGGGACCUGCUACCAGAGCUGCAUUCGGCUGAACCGUUGCCUCGACUAUGGAUCGUAAACAGGACAACUCAGCCGUUCUUGGACUAAGCUCACAACAGGCCCAGGAGAGACUACUGACCCAACUACACGAGUACGCUAUCAGCUGUUGCCGUGUCAACUGGCCCCGUGAGAUCAUACGCUCACCCUACGCUCUUAUCUCAAGUGUACUGACUAUUAUAGCAGCUAUUUUUCUGAUUGUGGAAUUCUUCGUUUCGGGGAGAAAGGAUGCAACAGUCCUGUUACAAGCAUUUAUCUUACUACUGUUUGUCGUUAUCAACAUUGUUCUAUUCGUAUGGGAAAUGUACAUACUAAAGACGAGACGAAUCAGACGUCUUCUCUCUCACAUCAAACCACUCCUUAGGACUAAUUGUCCAUGGACCGCUCGUUCGUACCCAAAGUCACCCAUUUCCACUCUGAGGGGAAAUUUCACUGUUUUGGCAUAUCGAGAUCGAGCUUGUGUGAAUCUACCCACCAGCCUUCUUGUUGAAGGUGAUGUGAUUGAACUGCAUCCAGAGGUACCCUCUCCAGCUAAAGUUUCUCUCCUGACUAGCUCACAAUUGUAUAAAGAACUCAGUUUAGAACUUGGACAAUUGCCUCCCUCCGAUGUAUUUGCUAAUGUGAAUAUUCCCGGUGGUAAUACCGUUAGUUUUAUUCCAGAAUCUGCUCCACCGAAAUGGACCGUUUUAGAGACUCCCAUCACCUCACUGCUGACUACCAAUGUGGCGAAACAUCGAUCAAAAACUGUGCUAACCAAAGAACGAAAUCGUGUUAUGGCUGCAAUGGAAUUACUGACCGUGAUAGUGUACUUGGUCUCCCUACUAUACAACAUUAUCAGGUACUACUCCCUUACGAGUGAUUUUGAAGACAGCUGGCCUGAAAUGCUCCUACGGCAACCAGUGUACACAGUGCUACCUAUUCUACUGGUACCCCUACCUAUUGUAUGGACUGUCGUCAAUCUCUAUGGUACAGCUAUAGUGACUCUUUUGAUCGAGAGUGAACCAACCUUCACAUCGAAUAAACGAGCUGACAGAAUCAAAAAAGUUUUCAUUACGUUCUCUCGAAUGUUCAAACUUUUAUGGAAUCACGCAAGUUACCCAAACUAUCGAUCUUUUCACAUCCUUGGCAGUUUAACUUCAUUGUGUGCCGUGGACAAAGAGAACUUGUUGACUGGGGGAUUCCCCACACCAGAGAAGGUGUUAGUGUUGAGGACGGAGGAUUUUGAGGAAGCUGAGAGGGCACAGCUGGACAAAAUGGAGAGUGCUGAGGAGCAGAGUGAAGAGCUGCUGCAGUCCUCUCUAAAAAACGCUGUCAAAGUGACUUUCACUGGCCCUGAUAGCAAAGCAGAAUCAUUUCAACCACCAAGCAUGCAAAACUCUCAAGACAGAAUGGAGGUCACCAACCCUCUCGCAGUCAAACUCGAUAUUGAAGAUUCCAUUUCUUCUACAGCUGCACAAACUUUAGACGUUAAGUUAAUAACUCCGGACAGUGUCAGUACCUAUUCCGAUUAUUCUCCCAUUCAAGUCGUAAAAGAGAUUCUGGACAUCUCCCCAAGUUUCGAGCAUGGUUCAGGCAUUUGUUUCGAUGAUGUGAACUGGAAGACGUACCUGGGAUCCCUCAAACCAGUAGGAGUCAACCUAUUGACAACCGCUCACCUAACCAAACAAAACUCCAACUGGCAACUUCCCAGCAUCUCCUCCCAGCUGAUUCGCCUCGUUGACCAGACCUCGUGUGCGUGCUCUCUUGGUCUGGAGAUUGGCGUGUCAGAUUACGCCUCUAAUUUAUUCGAGAAAAAAGUCUAUCUUUACAGUUUUGGUGAAUCCCCUCCCCUUAGCGCCCGCAGUCUUAAAACUGAGUCGUCUGCUGUUACUAUGAGUAGCUUGAAUGCUAUCCAACCACACAUUGUGUCUCUCGUUUUGAAGCCCGUUAAUUCGUCCAAUCAUCUCUUAAUGAGCAGGGGCAGUGGGGAUAUGGUUAUCUCGUGUUGUAGCGAUUUCUGGGAUGGACGAGAUCUUCAGCCGAUGACCGAUGUGGAACGGACGACCAUUUUGGAGUUUUAUACCAGACGAAGUAACACUGGCUACUGCAUUGCCCUAGCGUACAACCCACUGUUGUUAAGCAACUCUAUUCCCGAGAAGAGCAUCGGAAUGUUUGUACCUGCCUCGGAAAUGUCUAGAAGUUAUAGUGAAAUGAGCAUGAUGUGUUCGACUGUGGAAGAGUCCGCUCAGCUGAAAACAGCCUCUCAAGUAUUCGGAGCCCUUCAAUGCAAUCAAGUGUUUCUAGGUCUCGUUUCGUUUCAAUUUAAGCCAAAAAUGGACGUAGUUGCUCUUAUUGAAGACCUGCAAGUGGCCGGUAUUCGCUUUGUGCAUUUUACUUGUGAGAAUGAAGUCAGAGGGAAAGCAUUUGCACUGAAACUAGGAUUGGAAACGGACUGGAACUGUCAUAUUUCUCUUGCCCCCGAUGUCGAAUAUGCAAUGGAAAAUAUUUUCAGCUCUGGUUUGGGGCUGAGUAGAAGCAGCAGUACUAGCAGCCUCAAUUCCGUCAUUAACCCUUACAUGUCCAACUAUCGAGCAAAACUACCGAUCGGAAUCGAGAGUAUUCGACCGCACAUCGAGAACGUAGACAAUGUUCCCCUUCAAGUGCCUCUAUUUACCGAUUGCAACACGGAUACUAUCACAGAGAUGAUUAAAAUAUUACAGGAAAACUCUGAAGUUGUCCUCUGUCUGGGAAAUGCUUGGAAUCGGGAGAAUCUCUCAAUUUUUUCGCAGUCUGACAUCAGUUUGAGUUUGAUCCCUGAGUAUGUCAACACUUCAACGUGUGUGGAGACGGAAACGUGUGCCCUCAGUACCUCCACCUCCUCCCAGAGCACCAGCCUCCUGAGCAGGGAAGGGGUGUGGCCUAGUCCGCUGGAAAUGGCCGCGAAUCUCAACUCGACCACAAGUCAGCUGUGUUUCAAUCGUGACCAAGACGUCUCCCUCUUGUGUCUCAUUACAGAGUCUAGGCACAUCCUGAGCGUGAUCAGACAUGGACUGCUGUAUGGCCUGGGGUCGUAUCUAAGUGUAGCACUCCUACUGUUGCUGGCAGAGCUGUUCUUUCUCCCUCCUCCGCUUGAUGGCAGCCACUUGUUUUGGCUUGUGUUUUUUGUUAUUCCGUGCAUCUCAAUGUCGUUUCUAUGGACUCCAAAAGACCCGAGAAUUAAGUCACAGAUGCCGGCUAGAAAGAAGCAAAUAUUGAGCGAGAAGUAUUUAUUAUUGUCCGACUUUGUGGUGACCUUUGUCCCUACGAUUGCUGUGUGUUUACUGUUAUUUGGACUGACUCUAUCGGGAAUAUGCUUCAACGAUAUCCCUAAUUCAGACUGUCAUGUUUUACUGGGGAACAGAAAUGGGUCGUCUGCUUGGAACGGUUGGCGUGGAAACAGCGAACAAGGACUGUUAUUGGCUCAAGAUCUUGUAUCAUUCUUUCUUUGUUUGUAUCUAUCCUCUUACUCUCUCAGAUUCAUCCAUCGCACAAAACAAAUUUGGAAACUAUGGCGAUUCUUAUCAUGGCAGUAUAUUGUUGUCCUGCUUACUGUUGUUACCUUACAAGUCAUAUACUUUGCUGUAUCUCAAGCGUUUGCAACCACUGUCAGAAAUUUGCCGGUCAUUUCAAGCCUAUCUUCCAUUCCCUUUUAUGUAUGGAUUAUUGGUUUUCUGUGGCCAUUUGUCCUCCUAUUACCACAAGAGCUGCUCAAGUGGCAUGACAAGACGCAGGUGUUCAAGUUACAGACGAGACUCAAGCUAGACUUUGAAACUAAACUUGGUACCUACUCUCCAAUGUAGCAAUAUAAUUAAUUAUAACGUUUGUGGCUAAUUAACGUUUGUGCUUGUGUAUACUUUUUAUAGAUCUGUAUAAGUAUUAUGUGCUAUUUCAUAAUGUGUUUACUUUCCUCGAUUUUUAUGAAUCGUUAAUUAUUGCAAAAUUUA
Halichondria panicea is the source of this 4110-nucleotide messenger RNA. RefSeq names its product transmembrane protein 94-like. The record is from RefSeq and is a predicted model, not a curated record. The transcript has 3 exons. Gene Ontology annotation, molecular function: nucleotide binding. Bases 160 to 3966 code for a protein of 1268 amino acids. Lineage: Eukaryota; Metazoa; Porifera; Demospongiae; Suberitida; Halichondriidae.